Fonsecaea multimorphosa CBS 102226 is the source of this 6360-nucleotide messenger RNA. RefSeq lists its product as uncharacterized. Gene Ontology annotation, molecular function: molecular adaptor activity. Gene Ontology annotation, biological process: nuclear-transcribed mRNA catabolic process, deadenylation-dependent decay. Lineage: Eukaryota; Fungi; Ascomycota; Eurotiomycetes; Chaetothyriales; Herpotrichiellaceae. Gene Ontology annotation, cellular component: P-body; CCR4-NOT core complex. The record is from RefSeq and is a predicted model, not a curated record. Bases 1 to 6360 code for a protein of 2119 amino acids. The transcript has a single exon.
AUGAUCCUCAGUCCUGCCGCGUCCGGCCCCUCCUCACUUUCGAAGAUAUCCGCUACUCAGAUUCUCCUGCUGCUUGAUACCAUCAGUGAAAGAGAGGGAAAGGCAAAGUGGGACUCCAAGAGGGAGAAGAUACAGCGUCUGCUCGAUUCCAACGGCAUGGAGGUCUUCGCCCAGUUCUUCAGGCGAACCAUCACCCUGAACACCGCCGCCAUCUUCCAGGGUGCGAAAGACUUCGAUCAAGGGAGCUACAAGUUACUGCGUGAAGAGUUGGACAAGGUCGCUUCAGACCCAGAACAGCCAUCCAAGAUUGCCGAGGCCAUUGACACUUCCAAGGAAGAUUCCUUCCGCGACUUUGACCUUGUUGCCUUCAUUCAACAUUUCUUCGCCGAUACUCUUCCUCAAGUCAUUCUCGCCGUUGCCUUCACAAAAUGCGCUCGAGUCGAUCUGAGGACAAAAGCAGAAAAUUUCCUCGCCGAGUUCGCUGAAAGCUCCCUGCGCUCACUAACAGAUAGGCGCGGUGGGAAUGCGCAGACAUUCGCUAUUGAGAACAUCUGCUCCGUGAUCGAAUACUUUGCCCUAGCCGCCGCAACAACUACGCAGGAGCAGAAGGAUGAGCUCUGGCGCGCAGUCAUCAGUCGAUACAAUGGUACCAAACCCGAACAAUUCUAUGGUGCCUACCAGCUCCUACGUCUCUCAGCUGAAGCUCGAGAUAUCGCCCGCGGUCUACAACGCCAUGGUCCUAAGGCAGUCGCGUCAGAACAGGCCGCGCGAGAUUUCCUGGCGUCGUUACCAGCAACCAGUGUCACGGAGCCACAAGUGGCCAAUGCUCUCCUGUUCCUUGUUUUCUCCAUCAACCAACAAUAUGAUAUGUCAAACUUGGUGGAGGCUCUCCGGGCAAAACAGCUGGACUGGAACCUGGUCAUUCAAGGAUUUGACAUCCCAGGUCUUCGCAUGCGGAGGAACGAUUUCCCAAGGUUAUACAGGUCUUUGCUGCAUGUGGCACAGGAGGACCCGCAUUUCGAUGUCCAGAAACUCUGGGGAGGGAGAUGGCAGAAUCCAGAUACGCAGAUCCCCUUCCUUGGUGGAUUUCUCGCUUCUUCUUCCACAGACCUCCAGGCAACGACAAUACCGCGUCUUCGCGAAACCUUACCCGCAGAAGAUUUGAACAAUUUCUCCCCCGAAAUGACGAGAUUGAUCAGCCCUGAGCUCGAUGGUCCAUAUGUAUCCGCCGAUGCUUGCCAGGCCAUUUUUGAAGUAGUUCUGGGGACUGCUACGGGGCCCGAUGGAGAAGAUCGACUUGACAUAUUGCAGGAUGUAUAUCACAAUCACCCGGCUAUUUUCCUCUUGUUUUUAGCGAGGACAAACGCAAAAUCGUGGGUGCAAGAGCAGGAGAAAUUCAUCGCUGAAUGUUUCAGCUUUUUCCUCGAGAAGCAACGGCCAGAUUAUCGCCCUGUUCUCGAAACACUCGCGUCCCAGUAUCCCCAGUACCUGUUUGAACUUUGUCAUAUUGUCUUUUCGCUCGAUCCACGACAAACGGAAGUCAUAUACGAACGCGCGCAAGAAUUUGGGUGGACUGAAGAAUUCCUCAAACAUUGGUCAAAUCCUCUGGCACUUGACAUUGCCUGCAUGCGAGACAAGAUCGAUCCAGCAUUUGAUUUGGACCGGUAUCUCUCUGAAGCUGCUGAUGGGCAGACAAAUCUGGGUAUGAUUCUCUGCAAGUACCUUAGGAUUAAAGCAGACGACGAAUUUCGAGUCCAGCGUGGUGAAACCACUCCCCAGUCAAUCCCGCUCACCCUCCGAAGUGUGCAUACGCUUUUGGAGAAGCUCGAAGACCAUCUGGACAAUCGCGAGCUGGUUGAGGCCGCGCAGACCACGUGCUUGCAGACAUAUCCGCGGUUAAUGAACUACGGGGCCGGAUUUGAUGACAUACUGGAAAAAAGCAGUGAAGAAAAAGGCAACAAACUCUCAGAGGGUAUUGACAAGCAAAUGUCGGAACUGUUUGGUCGAAUGUAUCGAUCGGAGUUGUCCAUCCGUGACAUGGUGAACGAAAUGCGGAGAUUCAAGACUUCUCGAGAUCCAGAUCAGCAGGAUCUCUUUUGCUGCAUCGUCCAUGGACUAUUCGACGAGUACGUUUGCUACAAUGAGUACCCUGAAGAUGCGCUCGAGAAAACGGCGCUCCUAUUUGGAAGCAUCAUCAAGUAUAAACUGCUCCCAUCGAUCCCUCGAGACUUUGGCCUUGCUCUCAUACUCCGAGCUGUUCGCGAUCACGAACCCGAUAGCCUCAUGCACCGCUUCGGCAUCGAGGCACUACUUCAGAUCAGCGAUCAGCUCUCUGAAUGGCCUGGACUGUGCAGUUUACUGCUGCAGGAGCCUUCGCUUCAACAUCCAGAAAUCCUACAACGAGCUGAAGAAGGACUGCGUGCACAGCAAGCCGCUGGAAACGGUCUCGGUACAAAUGGCAUAUCAAGUGCCCACACAACGAAUGGCGAUGACUUUGUUGCACUGGACGCAGGCCGUGGCUUUCGAGCUUUGCGUGCCGACCCUCCACCGGCUGCCGCGCAUUUUCGAGACCCAGAUCAGAAAAUCCAAGAGAAAAUUCUGUUUGUCAUCAACAAUCUCUCCAAAGACAAUAUGGCCAGUAAAUUGGCCGACCUGAAAGAGUCGUUCACACCUGAGCACUAUCAAUGGUUCGCUUCGUACCUGGUGGAACAGCGUGCCAGGUUAGAACCGAAUAACCAGGAGAUGUACUUCCAGUUUGUCAACAUGCUCAAUGACAAUUUGCUCAUGUCAGAGGUCAUACGCGAGACCUACGUCAGUAUUGUCAAGAUCAUGAGCGCAGAAUCGACAAUCAGUUCUGCCACGGAAAGGAGCCACCUAAAAAAUCUUGGAGGUUGGCUCGGAUCUCUUACUCUCGCGCAGGAUAAGCCGAUUAAGCACCGAAACAUCUAUUUCGUUGAUCUCCUCGUGGAAGGCUAUGAGACUCAGAGACUGAUUCUUGUAAUACCAUUCACGUGCAAAGUCCUGGCUCAAGGCGCCAACUCGAUGGUCUUCGUACCCCCAAACCCCUGGUUGAUGGAAAUAGUGGGAGUUCUCUUGGAACUAUACCAUUUCGCAGAGCUGAAAUUGAACCUCAAGUUCGAGAUUGAGGUGCUUUGCAAAGAUCUUAAGCUCGACUUCAAGAAGCUUGAACCUGCUACAGUCAUUCGAGACCGACCACAGACAGAAGACGAUAUGGCAAACAUUCCUGCGCUACCAGACGGCCUGGAAAACUUUGACGAUAUGUCCUUGAACGGUGCCAUAACCAGGGCUGUUCGCGAACGUCUUUCCGCCCCCGAGAUCAUGGCCACCCUUCCAAAUCUUGAGGACGUGCUCAAGUACCCUCCCACCUCUGGCUCACCUGCAGAUCAGGCAAUGGUCAAGAGCAUCAUCUACCGUGCUUUUGACCAAGCCAUCCAGGAAAUCAUUGCACCAGUUGUCGAGCGGUCGAUCACCAUAGCAUCUAUCUCUACAGCCCAGCUUGUCACAAAGGACUACGCGCUUGAGCCGGAUCCAGAAAAGUACCGCACUGCCGCUAGGCAAAUGGUCAAGUCGCUUGCUGGAAGUUUGGCUCUUGUUACGUGCAAGGAGCCACUUCGAAUGAGCAUCUCCAAUUACAUUCGCCGUCCUGCCCAGGACGAUUUGCCAGAGCAUCUUUUGCCUGAAGGAGCCAUCCUCAUGUGUGUCAAUGACAAUCUGGACACUGCCUGUUCCUUCGUCGAACAAGCAGCUGAGCAACGUGCCGUAGCAGAAAUCGAGCAGGUCAUCGAAACCGAUCUGGAGGAACGCCGCCGAUUCCUUGCCGAAGGGGGAACUCGGGAUUUCAUCCCCCAGGGAAUUAACCGGUGGUCAGCGUGGAUUCCCGAGCCCUACAAGCAAACCGUCGGCGGACUUAACGAAGCACAACGGGCUGUCUACGAAGAGUUCGACCGUAGAGUGCACGGAAUGAACACUAGCCACCUUCCCAGCGCUUCCGCUGACACUACUGGGCGCCAGAUCCCUGACGUACUGCAAGAUCCUCUUACGAUGCCAAAUUUGUCGACACCUGCUGAUCAGCCUGCGAUUCCCCAUCAAAGUCCACUGGUCUCCCAAGAAAGUCGGAUGCUCUCUGCAAUGCAGCAGCCACGGGUCAACGGCUUCCCUGAGACACUACCACCCCAUGAAAGGAUCACCAUGCUCAUCGAAGACAUACAAAAGGCUGCUAGAGCAUCAGAAGCGACACGGCUGAAAGAUCUGGAGAAGAACAGCUCAAUCUUCCAAGAUUUCCGCCAAAUCCUCAUCGUGCUCACUUCUUCAACGCGCCCGGCAGCUGAUCUUCUGGCCCGGCAGAUUGCCGAGAAGAUCUGCCACAUUUUUGUCACCAAGCCGCCAGAAGGUCCUCUCGAGGCUGAGGUCUUAGCUUUCUUGCUUUCCAAACUAUGUCAGCUCUCGGACCUUAUUGUGCGCGAUGUUCUCAGGUGGAUGACAGCUAAUGAAGACUUGCUACUGGCCAGCUCCAACGUGGUUGUCGCACUGAUCACGGCAGGUUUGAUGGAGUUCGCUAGGGUCGAUGUCGCGAUCGCUGGAGUCAUCAUGAGUCGAAACAUCCACGGGCUCCAUGUCCUUGCUGAGAUCAUGGAUCAGACUCUGUUCACCGAUGAGCCUACGGCAUUGCGAGCGGACUUUGCACAUAGUCUCGUUGCAAUGGCAGCUUGGGUCAAGGAGAAACCAGAUCUUCCUGUUGCUCCAGAAAUCAACACAAAGUUGAAGGCUCACGGCAUGCCCGAGUUUGUCAGUGUCGAGAUUACCGACAAAGCCAAAGCAAAGCAAGACCAAAUGCGAUACGUGUUCGACGAGUGGGUGGGCAUCUUUGAAAGUAUUGGUCCAAAUGAAAGCACCUGCGCAGCAUUCCUGAAAGAACUCCACAAGGAGCAGACGAUUAACAGCACUGAGGACCUCACAGAGUUUUUGCGCUUGUGCAUUGACUCGUGCAUCGAAUGCUACGACCGAGAAGCUCAGAGUCCCAGAGGCAGCGUGGACGUGGCUUUCUCGCACGCGGAUGCACUUGGUCGGCUAGUGAUUAUGCUGGUCAAAUUUCAAGGAGAGACCAAUGGUGCAGUCCGGCUCAGCAAGGCACCCUACCUCGAAACUAUUUUGACGAUGCUGGUGUUGAUUUUGAACCACCACCAGAGCAUGCGGGGAGUUGCCUUCCACCAAAGACUUUUCACAAGACUGUUUGCCAAUAUGCUCUAUGAAUAUUCGGCUGCUCGGUUGGAUACGACUGUCGACCACAACGACCUGAUGUUUGCCUUUGCCAAGUGCUUCAAAUCUCUACAACCAUCGUGGUUUCCCGGGUUUACAUAUGGAUGGUACAGUCUCAUUGUGCACCGUGUCUUCGUUGCUGGCAUGCUGAAGCCAAACAAUCAAGAGGGAUGGGAUACUUACCGCGAGCUCGUCGGCUUCCUGCUCCUUUACAUCUCAGAGCUGUCACAGGUGCCUGGUUUCGACCUCCUGAAUCUUGACCUAUACAAAGGCACAUUGAGGAACAUUCUCAUUCUGCUACACGACUAUCCCGAAUUCCUGUGUGAAAACCACUCAUACUUUUGCUCGCGGAUAGCAUACGGGAUCCCGCAGCUGAGGAACCUGAUACUCACGGCCAAACCGUCGGCAUACCACGAUCUCCCGGACCCCAUGACGCCCGGACUCAAGGUCGAACGACUCGAAGAGAUGAAGAGGCAUCCGAUCCUGGCACGGGACUUUGAGACUCCUCUUCAACAGGCGGAGCUCAAAGACAUUGUCCUGGGGGCGAUUCGGAAAUCGGGCGAGCUGGACGGUGCUAUCAAGCAAAUCAAGCAGGCCCUCCAUGAUGAGCAGAAGGAGUCCACUGCCAUGGCUCCAGCCAAGAGCGUGGAAAUUAUCAACGCUCUCGUGCCAUUCGUCGGGCAGGACGCACUCAGCAAUUCCCCGGGGAGAUUCGAUUCCGGUGCAGCACCGGUGGCCUUCUUCGCGAAGCUUGCUGCCAGCCUAGGCUAUGACGGGCGCUACCAACUCCUCAAUGCCAUUGCAGACCAGAUUCGCUAUCCCAGUACGCACACUGACUUCUUCUGCAAGGUGAUGCUCCACCUUUGGGGGACAGGGAGUGGAGAUGAGCAACAGCGCGAACUGCGGGAACAAAUAUCGCGGGUAGUGUAUGAACGGCUGACGGUUGCGCGGCCCCACGUCUGGGGGAUGACCAUCCUGUUUCUCGAAUUGCAGCAGAAUAACAGCUACGGCUUCUGGGAGAAUCUUGCCCCAGAUACGGCCAUGCAACAACGCCUGCAACAAGCCAUGCGGACGGCCCACUAG